Funneliformis mosseae is the source of this 150-nucleotide messenger RNA. The record is from the annotation of a GenBank genome assembly. Lineage: Eukaryota; Fungi; Glomeromycota; Glomeromycetes; Glomerales; Glomeraceae.
AUGGCCCGUCCUGAAAAAAUCUUGCCUAUAUCUGAAGAAAAUUCAUCAUCCACAUCUCAAAUCGCUUCAGCUAAGGCAGACAAUGAUGACGAUAAGUAUUUUUAUUCUGAAGAUAGGGAAGUGAAAGGAGCGAAUAAAGAGGUGCCAAAG